This is a messenger RNA of Aspergillus uvarum CBS 121591, 1076 nucleotides long. RefSeq lists its product as uncharacterized. The record is from RefSeq and is a predicted model, not a curated record. Bases 255 to 1010 code for a protein of 251 amino acids. Gene Ontology annotation, biological process: regulation of transcription by RNA polymerase II. The transcript has 2 exons. Gene Ontology annotation, molecular function: DNA-binding transcription factor activity, RNA polymerase II-specific; RNA polymerase II cis-regulatory region sequence-specific DNA binding. NCBI's taxonomy places the organism in Eukaryota, Fungi, Ascomycota, Eurotiomycetes, Eurotiales, Aspergillaceae.
GGCGUAUCUGGAUGCAACCACUGUACUAUAUGUUGCCCACAAAUUCUGAUUGAAGUAAGCAAUAUUCCUAGAUUGCGAGAAAACCAUGAUAUUCUAGCCUCUGAGUCUCAAAACACCAUAUUUGGUUGAUCAGAUGUUCGUUUACCUUAUCCAGAGCCGGCAAUUUCCCUCGCGAAUUUUGACAAUCAGUGAGUUUACUGUCUCUUCUCUCCUCUAACCAAGCAGCUUCUCACAUAGAUGAGGACUUAUCUAUCAUGUCACCUAACUCCGAAUCUUGCGAUGCAACCUUGCCACCCUCAAGUGAAUAUGAGGCUGACUUGACAUACUCAUCUCUUUGGGGUAUUCAUGGCACUAUCUUGCUCGAUCCCAGUAAUAAAUCAGCAAAAGCAAAGCAAACAUCCUCCACUGCUGAAAAUUCUUUUGCAGUAGCCACACAUGAGCAUGCGCAAACGCAGCAACAAGAGCCAACAGCUUUGGACAGCGCAUUUCUGCAGUGGAUCUCGCUUAACCCCACCCCGCCAUUGUCGCCAUCAACACAAGACUACAUGAAGUCUGGUCACCGUGAUCUUUUAUUAUAUCCAUUAAGCCUUCUUCACUCUCCAAAUUCUGAAAUAAUCUCUCGUGAUAGGGUCAAAGACAUCGAUGAAAGCUCCGACUGCUUUUUGGAAUUCAAAGGGCAUGUGUUGUACAAACGAGACACUAAAGUUCUAAACCAGCAAAACCGAAGGCUUAGACUAGACAGGAAUCGGAUUGCAGCAAAAAAGUCGCGCAAAAAGAAGAAAGAGUUUACGCAACACUUAGUGGAUCAAUUAAAGGGGCUGAUUCAGACACAAUCCCAGUUGAGAAAGGAGCUAGGGUCUCUUCGUCAUGAAAUUUUGGAUUUGGAAGAGGAAACGCUCAGGCACGCACAGUGUGGCGAUGAAAUUCUCCAGGGUCAAUCGGCCAAACUGGCAGAUCACCUAUCAAAAUUCAGUUCUAGUCAACAAGUCCCAGAUAUUGGAAUUUUGUAGCGCAUCACUCGAGGUGUGAAAGAUAGCUGAAGGAAUUAAAUCUUGGAAAAACGACUAUAUGAGUUA